AUACUAUAAAAGGGAACAUAAGGGGAGCUCACAGGCUCAGAAAUGACCAAACCAGACAACAGUCCCCAGAGACAAUGAAGAGUGAAGUGUUGUUAUCAUUAGUGUUGCUUUUCGUGGCAUUUCUGGCCUUACCAGGCGCAAGAUGCCAGGAAGACGACGUGAGUACCUUAGCAGACGAUUAUGAUCCUUCAAGUGAAGUGACACGAAUUGAGAGGCAUGCACAAGUACCACCAGAGAAAUAUCAGAAACCUGAUGCGCUCCUGCAAAGACAGAGAAGACAUAGUCCCCCAGGACCAGGUCCAGAUCCCCCAUUUCCAUAUCCAGAAUCUAUGCCGGGUAAGCCCUUUGCUGUACCACAGAAGAUCUAUGAGCGAGUGAGGAGGUCUGCCAAAGGGACUGGUGCUCUCCCCCAGCGAAAAGGUUAAAUGAAUUUUUGUACAAAGGAUUUUACACGAAUUUUUACAAUUUUCUGCGAGGUGCUCUGAGGACAAGAAACAGGGAAAUAAAAAUAUUUGUUGCAGCAAUUUUAAGAGUUUUUAUGUCAACAGCCGUUGGUAAGAGGUUUAUAGUUCAAAAUCGUAUUUAUCGGUAAAGUCGGUAAAAGUUUUCAUGUGUAUAACUCAACUGUUAUACACUCCUAUUUAACCGAUCCAUAUGUCAAUUCCACUCAUUUCACUUAAAAAUCUUUGUUUACUUCGUUUACAUAUUUUGCACUACAAAAGUAUUUAGUUUUUUAAUUAUAAAAUUGAAAUUGAUUGAAUUGAACUGAAUUGAAUUGAAUUGAAUUGAAUUUGAAUACAAAACAUCUCGAAAAGAUGGACAACAAGUCCCAGGGAAAUGUAAUUUUCCUUCCGGACGACUAUAUGGAAACUAUCUGCCGGAUUUGCCUAGGGAUAGAUAGCAAAUUGGUCAGUGUCUUCUCGACUCUGGUCCUGGAGGUUAGUGAUGAAGGAGAGAGCGUUAAGAUUUCUGACCUUGCCGCUCAUACCUUGAAUUUAUUCAUCCAUCCGGAAGAUAAACUACCAAAGAACGUCUGUAAAAUGUGCAUUAAUAGUAUUCUUGAAUUCCGUGGGUUUAAGAUAAAAGCUCAGGAAUCAGAGAGGAGUCUUAUUUGUAGUCUUGAAGCUCUGGAGGAGCGAUUAGCUAGGGAAGAAGCUGUUAUGAAAGAAUCAGCUAAAGAGGAUUCCCAUAGGAAUAAUGAGAAUCCUCCUGAAAAUGGAGAAGUAGAAGAGGAGAGUGUUGAGGGUGAUAUUCAAGUAUCUACUGAAUAUUUUUGCUCAAUCUGUAGCAAAUUCUUCCAGAAUCACCUUCAGCUGGAAUCUCAUGAAAAAUACCACGAAUCCACAAGAUUAGUAUCAACUUACUGCACAUUUUUCACCUGCCACUCCUGUCAUACUGUCUUCCUGAAAAAACUAGACCUUACUAAGCAUUGGGAAGACUUUCCUGACCAUUCACAUACCCUCCCUCGGAAUCAGGAAGAAGUCUUUGAGAAUUGUGAAUAUUCCUGCGGAAUCUGCUCCCAGAAAUUGCCACAGAUUGAAGAGCUCAAGAUGCAUGUCUUCCAGCAUUCAGAGAAAUUUGUGUGUCCUAUUAGGGAAUGCGGCUGGGAGUAUGGGACUUUUGCCAGACUCAGCUUCCACAUGCGGAAGAAGCAUGUAGCCAGACAGGAGCACAAGUGUGAAUACUGCCUGGAGACCUUUGAGGACUAUACCGAACUCAGAAGUCACAUAAGAUUCAAGUGUGCAGAGAGGAAGUUCAAAUGUUCCCACUGUGAUAAAUCCUUCUUCAACAAGAAAGCCUUGCAAUUCCAUCUCAAAUGUGCCAAUGAUAAGAACUUCAUCUGCGAAGUCUGUGGCAAGGGUUUUGGCUACAGAGGAGAUCUCACCAUUCACAUGAGAGCUCAUACAAAUGAACGACCAUUCCAGUGUAAAAUCUGUGGGAAGAAAUACAAAACUCCCAGUAUGAGGAUUGCCCACAUGGAUGUUCAUAUCGAAGGAAAAACCUAUCCCUGUGAUAUCUGUGGAUUGAGGCUGCAGUCGAAAGCCAGCUUCAGGGGUCAUAUGAGGCGCCACAAGGAAUACAAGCAACAUGGAUGUGACCUCUGUGGACGACUCUUCAACAGCAAGUACCGGCUGAAGGUUCACAAAGUGGGCUUCCAUAAAAUCAUGCCGAGCGCUUAGAAAUGUCCCUGUUCAGUGAUUCUUAAAUUUUAGUAUUUCAGCGAAAUAAAAAAUUUACCAAUUCCAGGAGAGAAUUGUAGCAGAUGGAAGGCUUCCAAGGACAACCAGAAAGCAUACCAGAAAACAGAAAUCUUGAGUGGUUCUAAAAACCUUGAAAGUUACAGGGAAAAUGAAGAGAUAGGGAUAUGAUUUGUUCUAGUAAAAUCUUCCUUGACCGUGAUGUCACAUAUAGGAGGAGGUGGGAUUACUUUAAACUGUGGGGCUACAUUGUUAUACGAUUUUGUCGCACAUUAUAAAUGGAAACUGGGUUUCAAUAUGAUGUAAGGGCCUUGACAGACCUGAGGAUUAGCCGAGAGACGGCUUAGCGUAAUUAUAAUAUAAAUAAUGGUCGAACUACAUUUCCAUCAUUUUCCACUAAGUCGUCUCUCGGCUUAAGUCGUAAGUGUGUCUAGGGCAUAAUUCGAACAGGCAAAAUAAUUGUGGAUCUAAAUAAAAUAAUUGUAAGGACCAGUUUCAUUUAGAAAUAGGCGGACAAGUCGUAUAGCAAUCUAGUCCCACAGUUCAAAGUAACCCCUCCUCACCCUAAGAUUAAUAUUAAAACUCUCUGAAUAACGAUAAUAUCAAAAAAAAAAAAACAAAUGAGUGAACCUGCUUCUCACUCGCAAAUACCAAAAGUAUAAACUUUGACGUACAAAGUUGGCAGACAUGUAAAGUACUCGAAAACUGCCCGAAACACAGUUGGCACGCUUGGAAAAUUGUUUGAAAUGCUUUUCAGGUGGUGAUUAAAAAAAUCAAUUUAAACGAACAGUAUAACAGUCAGAAAAUAUUAAUAUUAAUAUCAAUAUUAUGUGACACUACGAUAACACUAACAUUAACAUCCUACAUUGUAUCAUUAUUGAUAUAAAACAAAUUUUAUAGAACGACUGUGCUAUAAUCCAUGCAAUUAUAAAAAAAAACGUCAGAAAAGUCACAAAUAAAUACUUUUCUUCCAAUAAA
This is a messenger RNA of Phlebotomus papatasi, 3176 nucleotides long. Its product is annotated as zinc finger protein OZF-like. Gene Ontology annotation, biological process: regulation of transcription by RNA polymerase II. Gene Ontology annotation, cellular component: nucleus. Gene Ontology annotation, molecular function: DNA-binding transcription factor activity, RNA polymerase II-specific; zinc ion binding; RNA polymerase II transcription regulatory region sequence-specific DNA binding. Bases 816 to 2180 code for a protein of 454 amino acids. The transcript is spliced from 4 exons. The record is from RefSeq and is a predicted model, not a curated record. Lineage: Eukaryota; Metazoa; Arthropoda; Insecta; Diptera; Psychodidae.